UUGGCACUUUUUGUGGUUUUGAAAUGGUGACAACAGCUAUCAAAUGUAUUUCUGUUGACACAUACACAGGAGUUAUUACGUGGUUUUUCUUUCAUGAAUUUCUUGUUGCAUGUGCUGUCCUAGCAUUUGUCAAUAUUUUGCACUGAAAGUCCAGAUCCAUACCUCAAACUUUUGAAAAAGCACAAUUUUGUUCUUAAUGUAAAACGUUCUUUAGGCGGGGGACGUUGGUAACUCUGUUUGCAAUUCUUGUUGACAAGGCCAUGGCAAUAUCUAUUUUAUUAUUUCAUACUACUUUAGAUUACUUACCUAAACUGACAUUGUCAUGGCUUGAUUUUUUAUUAAGGUCAUGGCAACACUUAUUUUCAUAGCAACAUCUAUUCCAUCAUACUGCUGUAGAUCACAUAUUCAAAAUGACGAGGUCAUAGCAAACAUUUUUUUUACACUGCACUAGAUUACCAAGCCGUAGAUGACAAUUUCAUUUGUGAUAUAAACGGGAAACACAUUCCAAAAAAUAUGAGAUGUAUCCAUUACAUUGACGAAACCGGCUUUCCUAUUGGUUGUAGAGAUGGGAGUCAUCUGAACAAUUGUGAGCACUAUAAAUGUCCACAGGGUAUGGCUAAAUGCCCUAACAGCUAUUGUAUUCCACAUCGGUUUCUAUGUGAUGGACUUCUACAUUGCCCGGGAGGGGAAGAUGAAUACUAUUGCGGAUGUGCCCCAUCAAAAAAUGAAAUUCUUAUUAUUCACGACGAGGAAACUACUGAUGGGCCAGAUAUAUUUCGGUUUGCACAGCAAUUUUCCACUGCAACAAAUAUUGUUCGUGUAUUAAGCUAUAAGGCAACAAAACCAUUCAGUGCUUAUGGAAUCAAUAAUUUGUUGCUAGACGUUCUUGAUAAGGAAAUAAGUAGAGCACAAGAUACUGAAAAUUCGUUCAGUUGUCGCUAUAAAACAAUGGCAAAACAUCUUCUAGAGUCAGUUCAUUUUACAAACGAUCAUCUGAAAGGUGUUAUUUUAAUUCAAACGAGAGGGGUUGCAGAAGAAGUCAAUAAGGAAAUCGUAGGAACAAAGUUUAUCUUAGAACAAAAUACAAAAGUUUACAGGGUGAUCGAGAAUUUUAAUUUGUCAAGUUAUUCAAAGACUUCAAGUUCGGAAAAUGUUUUAGAAUUUUAUGUUAGAAGAUGGCAGAGUCUAAAUGGAAUUGGUGCAGAAUAUUUCAGCGACCUAUGCAAUAUAACAACAAAGGUUCACUGCCCCUAUGGUUACAAAUGUGCUUGGAGUCAUGCUUGUUUAUUGAUAGAUCAAGUCUGUGACGGGAUUGUUCAUUGUAUACAUGGUGACGAUGAGGCAAUUUGUGACUUUAGAUGUCCAGAUAAUUGCACAUGCCAGGGGUAUGUUGCUGAUUGCAGCAACACUGACUUUCAGUUAUCUUUAUUACCAACAGUACCAGAUACAGUCCGGUAUCUUGAUUUUAGUUCUAACAUCGGACUCAGUUCUAUAUUGGAGGAAUCUUAUUUACAUUUGCAAACUUUAAUCGUCUUUAAUCUUUCAUACUGUGGAAUACAGCGUAUAAAUUCAUAUUCGUUUGAAAGAAUGAAGAAUAUCCGCCAUUUAGAUCUAAGUUACAACUUAUUAACAAUUUUGCCAGAUUUUGUGUUUAUCAGCUUAGAGCAGCUACAAGUCCUUAAUCUACGAGGUAACUAUCAGCUAUCAGUAAUAGAAAUGUAUGCCUUUGUUGGACUGGUUCAUGUUGGAGAACUGGACUUAGCCAAUGCUAGACUGGAAACAGUUUUGGCAGACACAUUUUCAGGAAUGAGUCUACACAACUUAGACUUAUCAAACAACAAGCUAAAGGGAUUGGCAAGUUUUGCUUUCCGCGGUGCAUCUAUACGGUCUAUCAGUUUCAAAGAAAAUAAUAUAAAAUCAUUUAAUACAGAAAUAUUUACUGGACUUAUUGGUUUAGAAAACCUGAUUACUCCGGAGUUCAAAUUCUGUUGUAUUCGACCCAAUUAUGUAAAAGAAGAAAACUGUUAUCCUCAAAAAGACGAGUUUUCAUCCUGUGAUGACCUGAUGAGACACUCUGUGCUUCAGUUUUUGAUAUGGUUAAUAGGAAUCACUGCGUUUCUUGGAAAUAUUCUGACGAUUUUCUACAGGCUGAAAUAUGAUAGAGAAAGAUUGAAAUUGGGGUUUGGCAUAUUUGUUACAAACUUGGCAGUUGCCGAUUUUCUAAUGGCUAUAUAUCUCAUCAUUAUAGCUGCUGCCGAUUCUGCAUUUCGGAAAAGAUACAUAUUUAUGGACGACUACUGGAGGCACAGUAUAUGGUGUAACCUUGCGGGAAUGCUGUCCACCACAUCUUCAGAAGCGAGCGUUUUAUUUCUUUGUCUCAUUACAUUGGAUAGGCUUCUGGUAAUAAAAUUUCCGUUUGGACGAGCUAAAUUGACCAAAGACAGAGCUGUCAGUUGUGCCAUUUUCACGUGGGUAUUUUCCGUUACUGCAGCCAUAUUUCCACUUGCUUAUGAAGGAUAUUUUAAAAACGAAUUCUACUCAAAGUCUGGUGUUUGCAUUGCUUUACCGUUAACAAGAGAUCGUCCACCUGGCUGGGUUUAUUCCUUAUCGGUGUUUGUUUGCCUGAAUUUUCUUACAUUUAUCUUAGUCGCAGUUGGGCAGCUCUCGAUUUUCAUUGAAAUUCGCAAUUAUUCUGGAAUCGCCACCACUGUAGAAAGUUCAAGAAAAAGGGACCUUAAAGUUGCAAGGAAUCUUCUGCUAGUUGUAGCAACUGAUUUUAUGUGCUGGUUUCCUAUAGGAGUCAUGGCAAUGUUUGCGCUGUCUGGUCACGUGAUAUCUGGAGAGGUAUAUGCAUGGGCAGCUGUUUUUAUUCUACCAGUCAACUCGGCUCUUAAUCCUAUUCUAUAUACAUUAAGUGCCAUCAUUGGAGGAACGAAAUUCAGUCCCAGUACUGAUGAACAGUCAUUGAAACAAAUGACACAAGAAUUAGGAGAGAACACAAUCAGAUGUUUAAAUGCCAGCCGUUGUUUAACAAGGUCGAUACGUCGCCAUGACUAUGAAGACAUCACUAUGAUUCCCGACGAAGUAGAUAUACCAGCCGUGUCUAUCUUAUCUAUUUGUAAGGCACUGGCACAUACAUUAGAAGGAUUACAAAGUUGCUCUCUAGAUAUAAGUCUAUUGGACAAAGGCUCUUUGUUUGUUGGUGUCAGAAGUAAACAGCUUACAGGAUUACUGAGAAUUAAAGCUGUACCGUUUAUAUCCUAUAAACCAGAGGAUAAAACUGAGAGGAUCAAACAUCUAGGAAUGAUAAUGAAAGGUCUUUUAGCAGCAAGAGAAAAGCGACAGUUUUGUGGAACUAAAUAACUGGAUAACUUUUAACAAGCGUAACUGAAGCACUGUUGUUUAGUAAAAGGUUUUCAAACCGGUGAACAUUUCAAAUUUAGUUUUCCAUCAACCAACGGUUCUUGAAAGGUGAAUCGCAUGCGUAUAAAUAAUAAAAUACUUCAGAAAUAACCUUGAAUUUCAGUCUUUUUAUUGUCGGUGUAAUAGACUUAAGUGUUACAAUUAAAAAUUAUAUAGUGCUUAGAUAGAUAAUGCUUUCAACUAUUCUAGUUUACUGUGAACACAUUUUAACUGUUAAGAGUAUUUCAAAUUGAUUUUUUAUAGUUUAUUGUUGUCGGAACACCGGUUUUUACGUAUAUAAACUAACUAUCGUUGCAACAGAAAUAGACUAAAAGAUGAUAUUAUUCCAAUUUUUAAUGCAUCGCAUGUUUCAAGUGUUUUCAGUGCUUUGAUUUAAACCUUAUUUGUCUCUUUAUAAUUGUUGUGCGUAAAGUUUAUCUACUUAUUUUCAAUUUAUUGUUUGUUUGUUUAAUUAAUUAAUCAACAAGAACAAUUAAUUACGGAAUGUAACAAUUUGCAGAAAAAGAGCAAGCGUUUGUAGUAUGUUGUGGUUAUAGUCUUAAAAACUGUAUGUUAGACAAACACAUGUAUAUUGUAAUUUAAGCCUAUUUCUUAUAUUCAUAACGUAACUCUUGAAUAUUUUAUUUAUUUAUUUAUUUAUAUAUUUAUUUUUAUUUAUUUAUUUAUUUAUUUAUUGUAAUUAUUGCAUAAGUAUUGCAUUUGUAUUUUAUUUAAGUACGUUCUAAGUCUUAAACAUUGUUGAACAUAAUUAUGAAUUAAAUCAUAUUUAACGAGUCAUUACUGAUUCACGCGUCAAAAAUAUCUCCUGAACAUUCAAAAGUUUCUAUACGUAUUUGGUAUGACUCUAAAAGACCGCCAUGAAUUUAUUCACCAGUUUUUGUAAACCUAGCUUAUGCACUGCACUGCCAAUCAAAGACGAAAAACAUUUUCUUUAGAUCAAGUAAAAUAAUGGUAACUUUCCUGUUAUUACUGUUGUGUUUGUUGUUGUGGUCGUCGUCGUUUUCGUAAUAAAUAAAUGCCUGGCUUAUCUUGCCGACGAUUUUUCACGACUAGACGUGUAAGGCAUCAUGUAAUUGAAGUCAGCUGGAAAUGAAGUUCUUUUUAGCCGCAAAAUAGAUAUUUUAUGACUAUUAAUAGUGUGCGGAGAGAUGGACAGACAGACAGACGGACAAGCACGUUUCAGUAUAUGUUAACGUCAUUAUUCACAUUUACUACUUGAAUGAAAUACUCAAAGAACUUAACCAGUUCAAAAUUAAAAUGAAUCACAUUUUAUACCGAAAUUACACUGUCAAAAUCUAGUUGUUCAAUAGACUGACGAAAGAAAAGGACUUUAACAACUUUACUUUUAACAUUUACAUAAGCAUUAAUAUAACAAUAGAAACUGAAACAUAUUUGACGUUUUGCAUUUACAGAUGUUUAUUUCUUGACGAUCAAUGAGCAAUUAGUUUGUAAUUAUUUGAAGCAAUUACUUUAUUUAUAAUAUAGGACAAAUGAACAGAGCACAGUUACACUUAAAAAAAAACAUCAGUAAAAAAUUAAAAUAGAAAUCUACAUAUUUUUGUUCUUUAUUUGUUUGUUGUUAUUGUUGUUUUUUUUCUCUCUCUUUUUUUUCAUUUUUUUGUUUUGUUUAGAAGGACAUUUGUUCUGC
Molecule: messenger RNA, 5071 nt
Organism: Ruditapes philippinarum (Manila clam)
Lineage: Eukaryota; Metazoa; Mollusca; Bivalvia; Venerida; Veneridae
Product: G-protein coupled receptor GRL101-like
Exons: 9
Coding region: 514-3363 (949 amino acids)
Biological process (GO): G protein-coupled receptor signaling pathway
Cellular component (GO): membrane
Molecular function (GO): protein binding; protein-hormone receptor activity; G protein-coupled receptor activity
Source: RefSeq, a predicted model, not a curated record